Molecule: messenger RNA, 1842 nt
Organism: Sesamum indicum (sesame)
Lineage: Eukaryota; Viridiplantae; Streptophyta; Magnoliopsida; Lamiales; Pedaliaceae
Product: aspartic proteinase PCS1
Biological process (GO): proteolysis
Molecular function (GO): aspartic-type endopeptidase activity
Source: RefSeq, a predicted model, not a curated record
UAAGAGCUUAAUUAACUGCGUUGGAAGUUUAAAUUUGACGAAGUUGAGUUGAAUGUUGUAAUGAGCGGAUAAUAAACAAACAACCGACCGACCAAGAUUAAUGGUAGGUAACUUGGCGUUUUCAACCUUAGAAGCCGCCAAGACGGUGUCGUCCUGUUUGUCAUCAUGGCCUCCCGUGCUGUCCCGUCUUUGAUCUCUUUUCUUUGGUUCACAAAAGCUGAAGAUUCCUCAAACCCCUCUGUCCCAUAAACUCACAACAUAUCUCACUGAUAAUUCCACUCAUCUUUUCUGAUCAUCUUCUUCGACACGAUCCCUUAAAAUUCGACACAAAUUCUCUUAAGGUUUCAUUCCAAUUCAAAUCAUGAACAUCCACUCUCUAUUCUGUGUCUCUGCCUUCUUUGUAACACUCCAAAUGCGCUUUUUCUUUUCAUUAGCAGGACCAUUGCUAGUAUCUAAAUCAAAUGCGACUAAUGUUCUAGUCUUGCCACUGAAAACCCAAGAAAUUCAAUCACCUCCAAGCAAGCUGCCCUUCACUCACAAUGUCACUCUCACAGUUUCGCUGGCUGUAGGCACGCCGCCGCAGAAUGUUACCAUGGUCCUGGACACAGGCAGUGAGCUAUCCUGGCUGCAAUGCAACACUACCCAAAGGGACAGACCCGUUUUCGACCCUACCAGAUCAUUGUCUUACACUCCCAUCGCUUGCUCUUCGCCUACGUGCACGACCCAAACCCAAGAUUUCUCCAUACCCGCUUCAUGCGAUUCCAAGAAUCUCUGCCAUGCCAUCCUCUCGUAUGCUGACGCCUCAUCUUCGGAAGGAAAUUUGGCUAUGGAUAAUUUUACCUUUUCGGGUUCACACUUUCCGGGCACGAUAUUUGGGUGCAUGGAUUCGGGUUUUAGUAGCAAUUCGGAUGAGGAUUCUAAGACUACCGGGUUGAUGGGAAUGAACCGAGGGUCUCUUUCUUUUGUUUCUCAAAUGGGGUUCAAGAAAUUCUCUUACUGCAUAUCGGGUUCGGACUUUUCGGGUAUUUUGCUGUUUGGCGACUCGAAUUUUACGUGGCUUUUGCCCUUGAAUUACACCCCUUUGAUCCAAAUUUCCACCCCUUUGCCUUACUUUGAUAGGGUAGCCUACACUGUCCAACUUGAGGGCAUUAAGGUCUCGCAAAAGUUGUUGCAACUACCGAAGUCCAUAUUCGAACCCGAUCACACUGGGGCGGGUCAAACCAUGGUUGACUCCGGCACCCAGUUUACCUUCCUUCUCGGGCCGGCUUACACUGCAUUGAGGAAUGAGUUUAUAAACCAAACAGCGAGUGUUUUACGGGUCCUGGAAGAUCCAAAUUUCGUGUUCCAAGGGGCGUUUGACUUGUGUUUUCUGAUACCCAUAAACUCGUCGGGAUUACCCGAAUUGCCACCAGUGAGUUUAGUAUUCCGGGGCGCCGAGAUAACAGUAUCCGGAGAACGGUUGCUGUACCGGGUUCCAGAUGAGAUAAGGGGAAAUGAUUCAGUGCAUUGCUUCACAUUUGGGAACUCCGACCUGUUGGCCAUCGAAGCAUACAUUAUAGGGCAUCACCAUCAACAGAACAUUUGGAUGGAGUUUGAUCUUGAAAAAUCAAGGAUAGGAGUUGCUAAAGUGCGAUGCGAUCUGGCAGGGCAAAGAUUUGGUAUUUAUCACUAAAGUCACGUGCAACGGACUCACAGCGCUCGCCGGCGGUCGGAGAUAUAAGUACCAAGGGAAGCAAGGGAAGAUGAUUGUCCUUCCGGUUUCCCUCUCUAUUGUUUUUGUAUGACUACAAUUUUUUGGAUCUGCCCCGUUUGUGUACAUUGCCUUUAUUAGUUGGUGUGGAU